CUCCAGUGCGGUCUCUCUUCGGAGACGGUCGAAGUUUUCCUUAGCGCCGGUACGUCCGCGUCUCUCGUCUCGUUUCGACACGUCUCGAUUCGAUUCGAUUCGAUUUAGUUCGGUUGCAUAGUAGCGCGCCAUGGUCUCUCGUAUCCAAUCGAGAGACCAGCACGAGUACCAGCAACACAAGCACCAGCACCAGUACCAGUACCAGAACCAACAGCAACAGCAACAGGCUCAUCGUGCCCAGCUGGAACUGAACGUACGAAAUCGUACGAGUUUUCUUCUCGUCGCGAGACCAAAAAGAAAUCGUCGUUCGUAUAUCGUCGCGUCUUCCUCGUUAUCGUUCCCUCCUCUAUCUUCUUUUCCUCCUCAUCUUCAUCUUCUUCUUUCUUUACCUCCCUCCUUCUCCUCCUCGUCGAGUCGUUCUUGUGCCAAGAUACCACGCACCUACUCGAACCUUUAUCUCUUUCUUUGCUAAAACAGCACGCUUCUCCUCCCCUUUCUCCUCCUCCUCCUUCUUCUUUUCCUCCUCCUCCUUUCCUUCAUCGUUCUCUUCCUCAUCCUCCUACACUUCGUAGCCGGUCGAGAUAGUCGUUCGAAAGAAGCCAAGAGAAUCCCUCGAGAAAAGGACGACGUCCUUUCGUCCCUCCCUACGAACGGAAUAAGAUACCCAGUUAAAAAGGGAGAGAGAGAGAAAGAAUGAGACGGUGAGUUUUGGAGCAGCAUCAUGACCGAUCGAGGGUAAGGGGGAUCGAGUGGUCCAAGGUCGAUAAAAGGAUCCAGACGCCGACUUUAUUUCGUUUCAAAGACCUCCCCGAGUUCUGCUUGGUGGGUGGAUUGUGCUUUGAACAAGUCACUUCUGCAAGAGAGGAUACCUUUUAUUCUGUGACUGGACCACAUACACCUAACGUGAAAUCGUGUUAUGAAUUAACGCGGAAUACGACCGGUUAUUGGGUGAAAUGAUUUCUAGUGAAACUGCUAUUAAAUUGUAAUCAUGUGAGAAGAAAUGCUUGGUGUUUGGAUCGUUUAAAUUGAAUCGGUUUGGAUCCGACGAAGAGAUCGCAUUACGAAACGAAGUACUAAGAAAAAUACAAAGAGAGAGAGAGGGAAAGCUUAUCUUUGAGAGAUCGAACGAAUCGAUCUAUUAUUUAUCGUAUCUCGAACCUUCAAAUUCGUUCGGAUACGCGUGCGUAUCUCGUUUGCGGAUCACUUGAAUCGAUUCUUACAAUUUUUAGGAAGUAUAAAAUAAAUAAGAUAAGCUUUUCCUAUUGAAAAUCAAACAAAAUAUUAAUAAAGAAGAAAUCUAAAGAGAGAUGAUAAUAAAGAGACAACAUUAGGAAAGAAACAAGAGGUUCGCAUGGAAAUAAACGUCGUGGGAGUAUCUCUCGUUUUUCGGACAAAUCGCGCGGAAAUUUGUCGCGAAAAAAGGUGAGGGAAGGAUGAAGAAUGCCCCGCGUCGGAGGAGACGGGGGUGGCGGGAACGAGAAGACAGGAGGAGCUGGUGGAUUUGGAGGAUGGUUGGGAGGUGCUGCGAGAGCUGUGACCGGAGGAGGCGUCGCUGGUGGAUACGUCGUAUUGGGUGGCACCAGAUAUGGUCUCAGACUAUCACAGGAAAAUCUGCCACCCGCGAGUUCGAGGGAGGAAUCGGCGGAGAGAAGAAGGAAGAGAAAUUCGCGAGAAAGCGAGUCGAGGGAACGAUUGACGGAAAAAUUAGCGGAGAAGUCGUCGUCGAUAGAUCUUGCCUCGAGUAUAGUCGAAUGUUGUUGCAUCGGGCCACGUUCUCGACUACCUUUGCCGAGGAUCCCAACUACAACGACGACGACGACGAUGGCAACGACGACGACAACGACAACGACGACGAUGGUUGGCAGUAUUGGAGGAGGUGGAGGUGGAGGUGGAAAUGGAGGAGGAAGAGAAAUGGUUAGCGGAAUUUUGCCGGUUCCUCCGCCUCCUCCACCACCACCACCUUUACCAGCAACGGUAGUAGUAACAGUGGCACAAGCACAGCCAUCGUCUUCUUCGUCAUCUUCGUCUCUUCCUCCCACGUUUUCAUCGAAGAGUCGUUCUACCACCACUGCUGGCAUGGAACAGCCGGUGGAUGCGAAGCUGGCGGCUGCUCGGCCAACGCCAAACUCUAAUAAUAACCGCGGGAUGCUGCAAAGCUCGACGGUGGGGAACGAACAGCACCACCGCCAACAGCAGCACCAGCAGCAGCAUCAGCAGCAGCAGCAUCAGCACAAUCAACACCACCAGCCACAAUCAUCCGCGAUCCCAUCGCCGUCGCAGCCGGUAUCUUCCGUCUCUUCUUCUUCUUCUUCUUCUUCUUCUUCCUCCUCGACGUCAUCGUCGUUGCAUCCAUCGUUUGACUCCUCCUCUUCGCCGAGCCUGCAAACGCAACACUCGGUUUCCGUGCCGCGUCAGCUCGCGCAGUGGACGAAGCAUCAGACCCUCAAGCUCCAGGAACCAGCGGUGAUAGCGGUGGACCGAUUGCAUAGGUUCCGCUGGAGCGGGGGUGGAGGAGGAAGCGGAAAAAAAUCCUCUUCCGCCCCCCGCAGCGAGAAGGCCGAGCGUCUUCGCGAGCUUACGGAGAAACUGAAGGGACCGGCACCUGUCCCACCUCCUAGACGACCUUCUCGUACUCAAGCUUCCUCCCCGCCACCGGGAGGAUGUCAGCUAUCUUUGCAAUCUCAUAAUCAACAGUCCAUCCAAGGUUGCGGAAGAUGCGAUAAUCGUGGGAUCUAUAAGAAUAAUGAAGCCGGUCUUCAUCAGAAUCAACAACAACAAUAUUAUCAACAAAAUCAUCUGAGGAGUAUCGUUAGAAGCGAAAGCGUUGGCGAGGAACGUCUCACUGGUGGUAUCACGGACUCAAUGGUUACCGGCAACGAGAGUUGUAGGAAACAACAACAGCUCGCACAUGAAAAUUCGAGAAAAUCCUCGAAGUCGGGCAAGGUAGUGACAGAGAGUAACAGCAGUGGUGAUGUUGUUGGUGACAUUAAAAAUGACGCAAGCGUCGUCGGCGUAUCCGUCGAGGACGCGCCGACACCGAAACAACAACAUUUCAGACAAUAUAGUGAUUCAGUGGUAGAUAGUGCUACGAGCGUGGACAAUCUGUGCGAUACCUUGAACGUGUCUUCCAUUGCAACUAUUGGUGGCAACAACAACAACAGCAACGAGGCCGAGGCCAGGGACGCGGUCAGCAGAUUGGAGUCUCGGGGACCGUUGUUGACUCUUCAAAGAACCGGUGCUCCACUCAGAAGUGCGUCCUUCGGUCAGGUGGACUUCAAUCAAGCUAAUCGUCAAAAAACACAGCCAGUUGCAACGAGUGCUCGCACGGAUAACAAAGAUGUCCGUGCGAGUACUUUGCCUCGUAGACGAGGAGACGCCAUACCAGGUGUCUCGACGUCUCAAAACAGUCCGAAUCGUCAAAGUCCAAGGACAUCGACGCCGAGCGUUGAUAGUGCCGUUGGUUCGGCCGAAGGACUCGGCGUACCUCACCAAGGGAACAUUGAAGAAAUCCGACCAAGGAGCGAUGGUUCCGAUAGUUUGGCAACUUCCAGUGCACUUACCAGCCCGGAACCACCGGUACCAGAAGUCAACGAGCAACAACCGAGGUUGGAACUUCAAGCCGAUGCUUCUUCACCGACCGAGGUGAUACCUUCCGAACCAAUUUAUCAAGUCGUCGAUGGUACGCCGUUGGAUGAGAUCGUUCAGAAAGAGAACAGAAUAGAACCGCACGAGGUAAUCGUGACUCCACCGUUGGAGGAACCAAGACUCAGCCAAGCUAGCGAGGGUAGCGAGGCACCUAGUGAAACACCUUCGGAAGCUUCCUCUCCACCCGGUAAGACCAGACGUUAUCGUGGUGAUACUAGCAAGAGAAGAAAGGGCGUGUACAUUACGCAAUGGCCGGAACCUUUGGACGCGGAUAGAAACAAACUGACUGCUCAGAGUAGCGAGGAAAGAGAUGAGCCACCUGCGACACCCAGCGAUUUGUCGGAUUGCGAAGGCCACGCACCGCGAAGGUACAGCAAGAGACCACUUCGUGGCCCUUACGGUCAGAUGCUCGAAGCUGAAAUGGCGAAACCUCGUGCAACAGAUAUCUCUCUGGAAGAAGGUCUCCGACCUAGGCGCAAAGUAUCCGCUAAUCUCUCGUAUAAUACCGGAACUAAUAGUAAUUCCGAACCACCUACACCUUGUCAUCACAGGACUACCUCUAGCCCGAGCAAAUUAGAGGGAUUACCUGGACCAAGUCCUGAAUUACUUGCUGAACUUUUAAGAGGAUCUUCGGAGAGGGUUGCUCGUGCGCCUACUCAUCGAAAUGAUACGAGAACUCACGUAGUCGUAGAACUUUAUGAUACCGAACGUUCCUACGUGGAGGCUUUACAAAUACUAGUCAAUAAAUAUCUGCAGCCUUUGAAGAGUCCCGAGAAUGCCGGCUUGGUGGACGCUGUUACGGUGGAUGAGAUAUUUUAUCAGAUACCAGCGAUUCUUAGCCAUCACGAAAUCUUUCUCGAAGAGUUAAGAAAACGUUUGGACACUUGGGAAAUAAGGCAGACGAUAGGUGACGUAUUCUUAGAAGUAUUUACAAAGCCAGUCGUUCUCGAGACUUAUACACUUUUCCUGGACAAUUGGAAAUCCGCGAGAAAGGCGAUUAAAACAACGUGUCAAGCGAAACCAGCUUUCGCACGAUUUCUCGAGACGAUGGAACGCGAACACAAAGGGAAACUUGGUUUGGAUCAAUUGUUGAUUAAACCCGUACAGAAGAUCCCGCGUUAUGAGCUUCUAAUUCAAAGGCUUCUCAAGCAUACCGAUUCGGCCCAUCCCGAUUACAAGUUUCUCCAGGCAGCACAAAAGGAAGUUCAUGAAUUGGUCGUAAAGAUCAAUUGCACGGAGCGAGAAUCUCUCGAAUGGGAACAACAACAAAGUACAUUGAGAGAGGUUCAAGCCCUCGUCGAAGGUCUAGCGGGCAUCGUUACCAACGAUAGAGCGUUCGUCCGUCACGAUUUGGUUACCAUUGCAUCGAACCAGGGCACGCGAAAGGAACGAGCACUAUUUUUGUUUUCCGAUUUAUUGGUUAUUACUAGUAUCAAAAGACGAAGUGGUACAAUAAGGAAACCAUCGACGAGUUCUUGUCCGAACAGUUUGGUCAGUCUUCUUGAAGCUAACAAAUACAAAAUGUUGAUGAGAAUACCGUUGGACGAUCUCGAGGUGAUGAAAGCCAAGGACGAGAAUCUCAGACGAAUGGCACGCGAGGUGGAUCACCUACGCGAGGAUUGCGCCACGUUGAGCCAACUCCAAGAACUCGUUGCCACGUUACACGGGAAUAAAGCACAACUCGAGGAUCUGAUCAAGGAUAUGUUGUGCCAAGCUCAAAGGCAACUGGCCGAAAGAAACGCUGCUCAUUCUCAACUGGCUUGUCUAGAAUUAACCCUUAACACGCAAUCGGGUAUCGAAAAUAUCUCCGUUGUCUUCACAAAGCCCGACAAAAGAGCGAGCUGGGAAGAAAGUUUCAACGAAGCCAAACAAAAGUUGGCGUUGUCAGCCGAUCGAAGACUUUGUCCAGAAUUUGUCGGUCCUUUACCCAUUAGAAAAACACGAGCGGGACUACAAUUUACUUGUGCUGCACCGACGUUAUCGAAUGGACAAGAGUCUCGCGACGUUUGGGUUUGUAACAGCGACGGAUACGUUGGUCAAGUUUGCGUGUUAAGUUUGAGUCCGGAACCACCUCAAGUUACAUCUUGUAAUGGUGUUUGUAAUGCUAGAAUAUUAUGCGUUGCUGGUAUACCCGCUUGUACUCCUGGUUCGAACUCUUCCGCAUCGAAUAGCAACACGUUUGUUAAUAGUAAAAGCGGCAUCAGUAUUUCUGUUCAAGACGUCGACUCCGGUAGCGGUAAUAUUCAAUUAGACAGCAGCUCGAGCUCCGACGAAUCGGACUCGGACGACAUUCCAAGUGUGGAUACUUGUAGCGUGACCUUGAGCGGUGACGUUUCUAAUAUCGAUAACGCUACUGUCAUUGAGGAAGAUGCCAAUCAGCCUACCAUGUGGUUAGGAACGGAAGAUGGUUGCAUUCACGUUUAUAAUUGUAACGACAAUAUUAGAAUAAAAAAGAACAAGGUGAAGAUUCAACAUGGUAGCAGCGUGCACUGUAUCAUAUACUUGGACAAUAAAGUAUUCGUGUCACUUGCCAAUGGCGAUAUAGCUGUAUACACACGAGAUCAUACAGGAGGUUGGAAUACUCCAGAUCCUACGAUAGUGUCUGUUGGUACCGUAGCAUCUCCGGUAACGAAGAUGCUUCCGGUGUCUGGCAAACUGUGGUGCGGUUGCCAUAAUUCCGUGAAAGUUCUCAACACGCGUACCUUAGACAUAGAGCACAAUUUCGUUGUGAGCAGCGACACGAGUCGAGCUGUCACUUGUAUGGCAAAUUCCGGUGGUUUUGGCGUCUGGAUUUCUUUGCACAACAGUGCCGUACUUCGAUUAUUCCAUGCCGGUAGUUACGAAUGUUUGACGGAUAUAAAUAUCGCACCGGCAGUUACCAAAAUGCUUGCUACAGGUUGCGAUGACAUAAUAAGACAACACAAAGCAGCCUGUCUAAGAGUGACCGCAUUAUUGGCUUGCAACGAGUUGUUAUGGAUCGGUACAAGUGCUGGUGUAUUAUUAACCGUACCAAUACCUCACAUCAAACCAUCCACGCAAAGAAUAUCUCAACCUCCUAUAGUAACUGGAAUACCUCACGGACACACGGGACACGUGCGGUUUCUAACAUACGUAGAAACCAGUACAACAUCGAAACCAGAACCACGACCAAAGGUGAAUCGAUACUCUUUGAAAUCGAAGAAAGUCCAUCAGAAUAACAUCAAUCGCGGUAAGCUACUGGUGAUAUCCGGUGGCGACGGGUACGAGGAUUUCAGAGGACCCCAAGCGUCAGCCGAAUUACAGGCUGGUCGCGAGGAUUCGACGAAUCAUCUACUUUUGUGGAAGGUGUGAUGUAAUUCUGCACGGCCCAAGAGGAGGGUCGGGGUUCACGAAAGCCGGCACGACACGCCGUGGGAAUCGUUGUUGUCGAACGUGCAGCCGACAUGCGAACAUGAUCAUCGUGCUGUACCAUACUUGGUCAAUACGGACGGAUCGACUCGACGAUAUUUCAGGGAACGAGGUAAAGUUCUCUGGUUGCUCCUGGCGGAGUGGAUCAGAACGAGGAUAAGAAAGUUCCGUUAUCUGCAAACCGAAGUCGAAUUCGUGUUACAGGAUGGUCAAAAUCUUGCUUGAGGAAUGUUUUCAUUUUUGCAUAGAGGAAAAUCAACGCGAUAGAUUUCUUUUUGCUCGUUUCUCUUCCUCUGAUCGGUUAAGAAAAGGUCUGCAGUUGGAAAUUUGUAAUGAAAUGAAUACCUACGUUGAGAUGGGGAAAAAGGGACUUACCGUAUACGUUCGGUAAUUUGUAAGACGAUACGGAAAUGAAUGAAUUUUAGACGAAGUUUUUUAGUCCAGAUUUCGCGCUAUACUUUUCGAGACAUUACGACGAAAUGAUCAAUCGUCGUUAAGGUGUUUGGUAACACUAUUUGUUCGAGAAGUCAAACCUUUCUAUGGGCUAUGCUAGUCUAUAAUUCCGGGCAUGAAUUCUUGUAUUAUCGUCGCAGUUUGAUAAUCAAUAGUAAGAAAAGGAAAUGAAAAAUAUUCAGGAUGUGUCAAAUAUAUCUUGUCGUAACGGAUUAACGAUGAUAAUUAAUGUGCGGUACCUGAAAGGGCUUCGAAAACGAGCUUAUAACGUUUUAAAUGGCCUAAAUUAAAAAAAAAAAAAAAACGAUCAUGUUAUUAAAAAAAAAAAAAAGGUUUUAUCAUUUCUUACAAAUGUUACAAAAAAAAUAUUGACAAGAUUUUAUCGUUGUCCCUUCGAUGACGCAAGUAAACCCAAAUGUACUUCGUUAUUCGUUUUGUGAAUGUUUAAAUGAUGUAAAUUAAUGUGUCCGUGUAUUUCCUUGUAAAAGAAAUUUACGUGAAAAUUAUAAAUUCCUUUUUUUUUUUUCGAUUAAAUAUAAUAUAUCACGUCGGCGUAUGUGUGUACUCGCUCGCGUGCGUGUUUGUCUGUCUGUCUGCCUGUCUGUCUGUUUGUCUGACAUGAAUGUGUUUAAAGUAUGAAUGUAGACAUUGAAUAUUAUACAAUUAUCCAUAUCAAAAAAAAAAAAGAGUGCAAAUUACUGAAACGAAGUCGUCCUUACGUUAUGAUCUUGUGGUUCCUAUGCUUACGAUGCGUAUUAUCAAUUAACGCGAAUAGUACGUUUGACAAUAAUUUAUUAUCAAGAAAAUUUGGCAAAUAAUAUGCUUCACACAUACACACACACACACACACACAUUUUGACCAAUCAAAAAUGAUGAUUCGUAACAUCGAAACGUUCGCGUGAUAAUAUUCGUUGGAGAGAUUGAAAACAAACAAACAAAUUUAACAAAAUAAUUUCCUCUUAACGUAAGUGUAAUUAUAAUGAAUGAAAAAUUUAUGCAAGACACGAUAUCGAUGCUUACUCAUGUAUAUGUUUAAGUGUGAAGGAAAGAAGCAAAAAAAAAAACCUUAAAAAAAAAAAAGAACAAAAAUAACACAAAAGAAAAAAGAAACCAGAUAAUUGUAAUUUUUGCUAAUUUAAGACUGAAUGAAAGCUACACAUAUAUAUUAUGACGAUAUAUAUAUAUAUACACAAAAAGUUAUAUUAUAUUAUUCUUCGAAUCGUAUAUUUGUGCCACCUUUAUUGUGUGAACGAAUAAAACAUUAAUCGAAUUUCCUUUUUCAAUCGAUUUUACUGCACGCACACAUUCUGAACAAUAUAUGUAUAUAUUUUCUCUAAACAUUGAGCACAAUAGGAAAAAGAAAAUUUUUAAAACGCGAAGAGAUACGGGUAAUCCUUAUUACAAAUUCACCUAAAACGUAAUAUAAUACCUAUUGAAAAAAGAAAAAUAUUAUAAACGCAAUUAUUAGAAUCAUACACAUUUUUACGAGUAGCAUAAACGAGACCCAUAAUCAAAACUGGACUUCAAAUAAUACGUAGAGACGAAGGAUUAACAAAAAAAAAAAAAUGUUUGUGCUUGGAGAAAUAUAAUCUAUUUUUUGAAAAAGAAAACCAGAUAAAA
Polistes canadensis is the source of this 9105-nucleotide messenger RNA. RefSeq names its product rho guanine nucleotide exchange factor 17. NCBI's taxonomy places the organism in Eukaryota, Metazoa, Arthropoda, Insecta, Hymenoptera, Vespidae. Gene Ontology annotation, biological process: actin cytoskeleton organization. The record is from RefSeq and is a predicted model, not a curated record. Gene Ontology annotation, molecular function: guanyl-nucleotide exchange factor activity; protein binding. The transcript has 25 exons. Bases 1441 to 6975 code for a protein of 1844 amino acids.